Molecule: messenger RNA, 1275 nt
Organism: Cryphonectria parasitica EP155
Lineage: Eukaryota; Fungi; Ascomycota; Sordariomycetes; Diaporthales; Cryphonectriaceae
Exons: 3
Coding region: 1-1275 (424 amino acids)
Biological process (GO): attachment of GPI anchor to protein; protein localization to cell surface
Cellular component (GO): membrane; GPI-anchor transamidase complex
Source: RefSeq, a predicted model, not a curated record
AUGAAUGCCGAAUUUUUGAGCCUGAAAAGGCCCCAGGGCUUAUUUCUGGCUGCCGCUGUCUUGCGGCUUGCUCUCUUCUUCCUCUUUCCUGGUCUCCCAGAAUUGGUCGCAGGCCGAGUCGAGGUUUCGACGCCUGUCAACAGCUUCAAGAGAUUACAAGAAGGCCUAUUCCUCUAUAACCACAAUGUGUCACCUUACGACGGAGGUGUCUACCACCAAGCGCCGCUCCUCCUGCCGCUGUUCUCCCUUCUUCCGAGUUUCGCGUCCUUGCCCGUGUUCACAUACUUUCUCUACAUUGCUGUAGACCUGUGGAGCGCCGACGCGCUGAUGACAAUUGCAAACUCUGGAGAGUCUGGGUGUUCUGCAUUGUUCACCUCGCCACGGAAGGACAAGAGGUGGAGUGGAUUUAUGGUUGCAGCCCUCUUCUUGUUUAAUCCUUUCACAAUCGCGACUUGUAUAGGCAGACCCACGACCGUCUUCACGACUUGCGCCAUCCUCCAUGCCAUCUCAAACGCUAUAACAGGCGCUCCGAUCAGUGCUGUGAUCGCCAUGUCUUUCGCCUCGUACUUGUCCAUGUACCCGCUUCUGCUCUUACUGCCACUAUCUCUCUUGGCGUAUGAUCGGUGGCAGCCACAGGAGAAGAAGCAACCGUUCAAGUUCGCAGCGUCGUGUGUUGGCGUUGCGGUGGCCACCGUUGCGGUGCUAUUCCAAAUGUCCUAUUUUAUUACGGGCUCAUGGGAAUUUCUCCACUCCACCUACGGCCUCCAGCUUACCCUGACCGAUUUGACACCCAAUGUGGGGCUUUGGUGGUACUUCUUCAUCGAGAUGUUCGACUCCUUCCGGUCCUUCUUCUUGGCCGUUUUCUGGCUGCAUCUAUCAUCCUACGUUGGAGCCCUGAGCCUACGCAUUCGCAGGCAGCCGCUGCUUGUCAUCACGCUCCUUCUCGGAAUCUUUGGCAUUUUCAAGCCCUACCCAAGCAUCAGCGACACAUCGCUCUUCUUGGCCCUCGUGCCGCUCUACAGACACGUCUUCCCUCUCAUGCGAUAUUCUUUCGUCAGUGCGGCAACGAUAUUAUACUCAACCUGUCUCGGACCGGCCUUUUACUAUCUGUGGAUAUAUGCCGGCAGUGGGAAUGCAAAUUUCUUCUACGCCAUCACCUUGGUGUGGAGUCUCGGUCAGAGCCUGCUCAUCAGUGAUCUCACCUUUGCCGUGCUGCGGGAUGAGUGGGAAGUCGAGAGGCCGGAAAUGGUGGGCAAGGAGAUUAGGCAGAUAUAG